Amphibalanus amphitrite is the source of this 1376-nucleotide messenger RNA. Its product is annotated as AP-1 complex subunit sigma-2-like. Gene Ontology annotation, biological process: vesicle-mediated transport; intracellular protein transport. The transcript has 5 exons. Gene Ontology annotation, cellular component: AP-1 adaptor complex; membrane coat; intracellular membrane-bounded organelle. NCBI's taxonomy places the organism in Eukaryota, Metazoa, Arthropoda, Thecostraca, Balanomorpha, Balanidae. Gene Ontology annotation, molecular function: clathrin-cargo adaptor activity. The record is from RefSeq and is a predicted model, not a curated record. Bases 331 to 801 code for a protein of 156 amino acids.
AUACGUUGGAACUGAGAACGCCCCGUUUCGAUUCGUUUCCGUUGAUGGGGUGGAAGAAUUAGAUCUCUAGAAAAUUAGAAAUGGUAAUGCUCGGAUGUUAAUUCAACUACAUCCAUAACAGAAGCAUUUUCAGAGCUCUUUUCUCCAUCUACCUUGCCCUAUCCCAAAGAAAUAACAGUAAGUUGUGUCAUUACUUUCUGUAGUGGGCUUGUGUCUCGCACCGAUUUCGCCGCGAUUUUUCUUGCUGUGAAAUGAGGAAAAAUAAUAUUUGUGUACUCGAUGUAGGCUUAUGUAUAUUGCACAGACUGUCAGAUUCUGUACACAGGAGAGAUGCAUUUUAUGCUCCUCUUCAGCAGACAAGGCAAGCUCAGGCUUCAAAAAUGGUAUUGUGCAUACCCAGAGAAGCAGAAGAAGAAAACAACACGAGAGCUGAUAGCAACAGUGCUUUCAAGAAAAGCAAAGAUGUGCAGCUUUUUGGAGUGGAAAGACUUGAAGAUUGUGUAUAAGAGGUAUGCGUCUCUGUACUUCUGCUGCGCUAUCGACAGCGACGACAACGAGCUGCUUACGCUGGAGAUUAUACACCGAUACGUGGAGCUGCUCGACAAGUACUUCGGCUCGGUAUGCGAGCUGGACAUUAUCUUCAACUUCGAGAAGGCGUUCUUCAUGCUGGACGAGCUGCUGCUCGGCGGCGAGAUCCAGGAGACCAGCAAGAAGAACGUGCUGAAGGCCAUCACGGCACAGGACCUGCUCCAGGAGGAGGACGCGGCGGACAAUAUAAUGAACGACUUAGGCAUUAUUUAGGCUCCUGCCGGGGGCUGUGUUUCGCAGUGUAAUGUCUUCACGUUUUGUGAACGCUGAUACGCGGGCGAACCCGUCUGUUCUUAUUCCCGCACUGCGCACGAAUACAUUCCCUGCCGCUGCUGCUGUCUCGCCUAGUGCCGGCUUUUCUCUCUGUCGCGCCUGCUCUUCGCUGUGUGGACGUUCAUUAUUGAGUUGUUUUGGCCAUCAAUAUCUACAUGUAGUGUAUCUUCUAAUUGCAUGGUAUUCAUAUUAACUACCUGUUUUCCUUGGAAUAUAGCGCACGGAUAUGGACUCUGUUUUAUUUACUGGUUGCAAGCUGUACUAAUAUGUUGUUAUGCAGUACCUGUAUAUCAGCAUGCAUUUAUCAUGAUAGGGUGCUAUACAAGUGACACUUGGUGUUGAGACUUUACCUGCGUAGAAACAGGCUGUCUACAAACGAGCUGUGCCGUCUUCAUACGAGCCAAAAAUGCAUGCCACGCUACUGUGUAAGUCUCAGCAUAGAAUUUCGUUUCGUAGUUUGUACCAUUUUCUUCGAUCUAUCGUGGCGAGCAAUAAAGCAUGUCCAGUUUACCUUG